ACCGCCAAGUCAUCGUCUUAUUUUGAACAGAGUAUAAAUGUGUAAACAUUUAUAUAAAUAAUAAUCAUAUUUCAAUAAUAUUAUAAUAUUAUUUAGGCGUCGAAAACCUAAAUAUUACAUUUUUAUAAUAUUAUUACAUACGAGCGCGGCUGUCGGCGACGGCAGCUCGUCGAACGGUCUCGAUUGCAAACAUACGCGGCACGGCGCCGACAGUCACGAACGAGAAUGCAAACAGUGUGGGCACACGAUGAAUACCGUCCGUUCGUAUUUUGCUGUCACCGUCGCGUUUCUCAUGGUCGCGAUCGGCUGGUGGGCCGCCGACGCCGUGGUUUGUUGCAACAGUACUUCAACAGAUAUAUUUUGCUGGAACAAAAAUCGGACAUUCGACAUAAUCGAGACGAUCAAUGAGGAGCCGUGCGAUGACAACCGGACGGCAGUGCAGGUCUGGAAGUGCUAUCCGCCGUUCUAUUCGGAAUGGCAGAAAUUCGGACCGGCUGGGGUGGACGGUGACGAGAGGAUGAUGCAGCGACUGAGGGACGGAUUUCGGGCGGUGACCGAUGCGGUGAUGGUGGGUUACUAUAAUGCGAAGCCAAAUUGCGAUGACUCGCAAGUGCUAGUCGAUGUGCCCGCCAUGGAGGUGCGUAGGCUGAUGGAGGCGGACCCGUCGGCGGUCGAGUUGCCGCCGGGCUACUGCUUCAGCCUGACGCCAUCCGAUGAGCUGGUGGCCCAGACGUGCCGGCCACGCAAACAGCACUGCGGCCAGGAUGAUUACACGUGCGUCAACAAGUGCUGCAAUCGUGACCAGAUGUACGUCGACGACUACUAUGAUUGCAUGCUGCAGAGCGAGAAGCCGUUCACGAUGUCCGCCUAUGAAACAGACGCGGACGGCCAUCCUGUGGGCCGGUCGAACAGCACAGUGCAGCCUUACUACACCUACGUCAAUCUCCCGUGUAUAAAUAAGAGAAAGUUUAAAUUCAAUAUUAUGUUGGAAAUAGAUAAUAUAACUUACGUUACUAAAUACGAAGACCUCGCACCGGACACGAAAUACUGCGUGGACUAUUCACCGGUUGACUACAAAAUACUACCGAUAUUAUGCCCCAGUGACUAUCGUAGUGGCAAAAGUGAUGGGGUGCUGCCUUUAUUUGCCAAUGUCCAGUGUUUCAAUAAAAAAAUAUUGAAAGAAGGGUUUAUAUUGACUACGGAUGGCAUUCUUUACCUUAGCGAAAAAAGCCGGUUUCAAAAUCUAAUGGCGGACAUAUGCAACAAGUACGCCGAGGGCAGCAUUAGCAGUAGACAUUACUUCCUUAUUCUGACCGGUUACGUGACGUCUGUCGUGUGCCUGGCGCUCACGCUGCUCGUGUACGCCACACUGCCCAGCCUCCGGAACGUCCACGGCUACUACGUCAUGUGCUACAUUGCCUGCCUGCUCAUGUUGUACGUAUGCAGAACAAUCGACAUGAUGGCAUUCGACGACUUAUACGAACCCGUAAGACUUCCAUUCGAUUAUUUUACUUUAUUUGCAUAUUUGACAACAUUUUGCUGGUUAAACGUAAUAUGCUUCGAUAUUUACUGGAAUAUGAGGUACAACAAUUUAAGAAAAAUAAAUACAUCAACAUCAGUGCGUACCAUUAUGUACCAUAUUUACUGUUGGGGAUUUUCAAGUAUUUGCCCAUCUAUUGGUUAUUUUUAUAUACUACAUUUAUUAAACGAACAGAAACGGAUUUUAGAAGCCACAAGCAGCUUUACAAUGAGUUGCUGGUUUUCCGGUGGUUCCAAGAUUUUACUUCAGGUGCAGCACAUUUAUUUAUACAUGUAAUACAGAAUAUACAUACAUUCCUAGAGCUGGAUAGGCCAGUCAAGCAUUCAAGGAAAACUCGAAGGCCUGCUAACAUUUUAGGCUGGUAGGAUAAAAUGUCCACAAUACCGCGUUACAUUUUUUUAUGACAGCUAUAAUAUAAUAGAAUACUAUUAACAAAUGCGAUAUAUGUGGCCAAUAUAUAGGCCAUUGUGCAACCAUAACAAAUUAAGGGUUGGUAGAAAAAUAAUUUUCGAAGGGUCGAUAUAACACAACCUACCCCUGUAACAUUCCUAUACCUAUACCGGCUAUACCACACUCACAUACAAACACAUAUAUAAUAUAUCCUAUACAUUUCAUUGUAUUUUCCUACUUGGAAUUUUCAUUUAAUUUUAUUUUUAUAAACAGCUAGUUUAUUAAAUAUUUAUAAUUAUUAGUUAUAAUAGUUAAAAUAGAUGGAAUGUUGUUUUUAAAGAAAAUGAAGCAGCUGCCCUACAUGUCCAUCUAGUAGUAGACAAUGUUAAGGUCAAAUUAAGUACAAUGAGGAUAGCAGUGGACAUAAUAUAGAAUAUUUUUGUUUUCCAUUUUACACUUAGCUUGUCUUCUUCCAAUACGUAAUACCAGGUAUGGUACAUGCACCAUCAAAACAGACUAACGUAAUAGAUGUCCAAUAUUUUUUGUCAUAGUUUUAGGCUUAAAGAAAUUAGUAAAUCAAGUAGUAACAUCUUUGGACUAUGCAUACCUACUCGUAAUGAUGAAUAAUUGAAUUAAGAUCAAUACCUAUCAAUAAUUUAACAAUUUUAAAAGAUAAAGCGAUUCACGAUCUAAAAUGCUUAAAAUCAUAAAAAGAGACUUUAAAGAAAAUUGAAUCCGAUUAAUGUGUGUGACCUACACAACUAUAAAAGCAAGUAUUAAUGACUUGAUUUAAAUUUUUUGCUUGAAGAUAAUAAUUAUUUAUAUGAUUAUAAGUUUUAAUAUUAAUACACGACAAUACGAUAUUAGUUAUUAUCUAUUUACUUACACAAAAUACAAAUACAUACAUCCAUAAUAAGUAGUUGAACAGAUUAUUUUUCAAAAAUACCUACCUACCUUUAUUACCUACAACUUAAAAAUAUUUAUUACUCAUAUAUUUUAUUUGCAACUAUUAACUUUUAUAUUAUUUACUCAUUUUAAACGUUGAUAAAAAAAAUUUUUGUUGGAUUCAUAAAGGGGAAAAAAUAAUAAUCGACGGUAUAGGCGUUUGUAUAAAGUUUAACAUUUUUCAAUAUAACUUAGAAUGAACAUCGGCGCCACUGGUUUUCUCUAUUAAAUUUGUAUAUUACAUGGUUAUA
Molecule: messenger RNA, 3126 nt
Organism: Metopolophium dirhodum (rose-grain aphid)
Lineage: Eukaryota; Metazoa; Arthropoda; Insecta; Hemiptera; Aphididae
Product: G-protein coupled receptor Mth2-like
Exons: 5
Coding region: 248-1816 (522 amino acids)
Biological process (GO): cell surface receptor signaling pathway
Cellular component (GO): membrane
Molecular function (GO): transmembrane signaling receptor activity
Source: RefSeq, a predicted model, not a curated record